Bufo gargarizans (Asiatic toad) is the source of this 2039-nucleotide messenger RNA. RefSeq lists its product as uncharacterized. Lineage: Eukaryota; Metazoa; Chordata; Amphibia; Anura; Bufonidae. The transcript has 11 exons. The record is from RefSeq and is a predicted model, not a curated record. Bases 7 to 1650 code for a protein of 547 amino acids.
GAGAACAUGAUAAAGGUGAUUAUUGAUUCGGAAGAAGCGGAAUCCCAGGAACGGAACCAUUCUGAAUGGGGACAAUCCCCCCCGUGUCCCCAGGUGACUCUGACGGAGGCCGAGCUGGAUGCGAUCAGUCCAUCCGACGAUGUGUCUAUAGGGAGGAGAAUGGCCGACAAAGUGAAGCAGAUGAGGAAAAUCCUACAAGUGGACGCAGAUAAUUCACUUUUACAUCGUCUCUGGUUUCAGGAUAGUAAACCUGUUAUCGGGAUCUUCUCCAGAGAAGCAGAGAGUCAGUAUUCCUGGCUGAUGAGCGCCCUCGGGUCACACCCUCACAGGGGUCGUAUUGCUGAGGUCCGGCCCUGCUGCAUCAGUAAUAAUGGCUUACAGCAGUUUUAUCAGGAUUUAUCUCUCUGCAAAUUCGGGAUCCUGUAUCACAGCAAGAACAGAGGGAGAAUCAAUGUGACCGAUGUGGUGGACGCCCUGUAUGAUGAGGAGCUGAAGGAUCUCUCCUCUAGACAUGGGAAGAGUAACGUCAUUGUGGUCAUAGAUGAUCUGGAGGACAGCAGUGAUCAAGAGAAACGCAGGAUUCUAAGUCAUCAGCCGAGUAUUGGGACAAUGGCCGCAGGUCUAUUCCUGAUCAGUCUCGAGGAGAAGAAAUCAAACUAUCAGAGAUAUCUCAUGGUGACCAAAGAACAAGCGGAGAAGAAACUGCAGAACCUGACAGAAGUGAUAAGAAAGAUGAAAUCUGGUGAAAAGGCAGAAAGAUUGAUGCCUUCACCUGGAGCAAGAGAAAAAUCUGGAAGAAAUGAGCAAAACAAAUCAGAAAGCAGAGAAGAUAUGAUCCAGACAAAAUCAGGCGCCCAGCAGGGUGAAAAGGCAGAAGGAUUGAUGUCUUUACCUGGAGCAAGAGAAAAAUCUGAAAAAAAUAAGCAAAACAAAUCAGAAAGCAGAGAAGAUAUGACCCAGACAGAAUCAGGCGCCCAGCAGGGUGAAAAGGUAGAAGCAAGAGAAAUAUCUGGAGAAAAUGAGCAAAACAAAUCAAAAAGCAGAGAAAAUGUAACCCAGACAGCAUCAGGCGCCCAGCAGGGGGAUGGUGAUGGAAGAUCUGGCCCCGUACCUGCAGGAAGCGAGAAACCUGUAACACAGCCGGAAAAAGGGAAUAUUAGAGACUAUUUAGAUGUGGAAUUUGCUCUUCCAGAGUUAAAUAAAAAGUCUAUCGGGAUCUUCUCGAGAUCCUCAGAGAGUGAAUAUUCCUGGCUGAAGAUGCUGCUGGAAUCACAGGAUUUCAGUAACUGUGUCCAGUCUGUCCGCUCCUGUCUUGUCUCCAACGUGUUCUCCGAGUUCUGUAAUGAGGUGACUCGGUGCAAAUUUGGGAUCCUGUAUCAUUCCAAGAACAGAGGAAGGAUCAAUGUGACCGAUGUGACGGACUCUCUGUAUGAUGAUGAGCUGAAGCUUCUCUCCACUACACUUGGAAAGAAGAACGUGGUUGUAGUGAUCGAUGACCUGGAUGACGCCAGUGAUGCCAUGAAGAAUAAACUUCUCAGCGCUCAGCACAGCAUCGAGAAACUGGCCCGAGAUCUGAUCCUCGUACAGCGCUCGUCAUCGGAGGAGAAGAGUAGGGCGACCAGAGACGCAUUGAAGAAGGUCUUCCAGUGACUGCAGGGAUCAUGUGGGGUAGUUGGGGAUAUCUUCACCAUCUGACAUCCUGACGAUUACAUUUCUGGUAAUGUCCUCCCACAGCUAAAUACAAAACCUGAAACCACGAGGACAGCAGAACAUAUAUCUUAUUACAUCUGUGUGUCCAUACAUUGUCACGCAUCUCCAGCUCAUCAUGGAGGUCGGUCGGUCAUAUGUUGGGACUUAAUCAGGAUCAGACAGUACGAUUUCCAUGUCUGGCAUUUAAGAUCUUAGCUAUGAGAACAAUAGAACACGUCCAAUAAUAUGUCUAUAACAGAGAUUCACUCUCCUGCAAUGUAUAUCUAUGGAGCCUAUAAUAAGUGGUGUGACCUACAAUCUAUGAAUAAAACCCUCUUUGUGAAGUCAGA